AUGUUAAAGGAAUGGUAUUCAUUUGAUUAUUUAUUUAUGAACUAUGCAUCUAUACCAAAAGACAAAAGACUUGGAUAUGGAAGAAUAUUAGCAGCUUACUACAUUAAUUUAGAAUUGGCUUUGCCAUUAGAAAAUUUACCAUCAUUAUUAUCUUGGAAUGAUAAAAUAUUGGAGGGAACAAAAAAUGGGAUAUUAAAAAUAAUAGAUAGAAAAAUGUUUGUUAAUGUUUUAUCAUUAGGGUAUGAACCAGGAAUCGUCGUAAUUAUACUAUUAAAAGAAGGCAGUCAUUUAGAAGCAAUGUAUUUUUUAUCACAUUUUAUGGAUAUAAGAAGUGAUUUAAUAGUUAGAUUAUUAUUAGAUAGUUAUAAUAUUAGUAAAAAAACGUUACCAGGAAAUUUUUUUUCAACACGUUUAUAUAAUUUAGUAGAUAUAUGUAUAGAAAAUUAUAAAAUUAUUCAAAAUAAUUAUAAUAAUAAUGAUAUAGAAAUUAAAAUAAAGCAUGAUGCAAUUAAAUUUUCAAAAGCAAUAUUAGAAAUUGAAAAAGUAUUUAAUAAUGGUAUUCUUUUAUCAACACUUAAAUGUUGUUGUAAAAGUUUUGAAAAGUUUAUAAAAUCAUACAAUUCAACAAAUAGUUUAUGGAAUUUUUGUGAAACAUUACAAUCAGAAGAUGUGGAACAAUUAAAUUCAAAAUUGUACUUUAUUUUUAAUAUAAUUAUAAAUCUUUCUUUUGAAUGUCACAAAUUGCAUGAAUUUUUAGAUAUUUUAGAAGUUUAUUUUAAAAUAAAUUCUUCUAUAAUUGAGGAACCAUUAGUAGAAGACAUUAAGGAAGAAAAUAAUUUAAAAAUUGACUAUGAUGUGUUGGAAAAAGCAUUCUUUUCCAAUAAAAUAAUAUCAAUGUUUUUGGAUAUAUUUCUAUUACUCGUAAAAAUAGAGUAUACUCAAAAUUUUAAAAAAGAGUAUGAAAAUGGUAAUGAAAAUGAGAGUAAAGCGUUAUUGAAAGAGAUAUAUAAGUUGUUUGGAGAAAAAGAUAGUAAUAUUAACUGCCUUAAAUUUGCUAUCCAAAAUAGUAAAAAAUUUGGUGAAAAAGCAUUUAUUGUACUAAAAGCAUGUAAAAAGAUUGGUAAAGAAAAAGUUUUAAAUAAUGUUAAUAAUUAUGGAUAUAAAUGUUAUGAAGAAAAUUUAUCAAUAAAUGAAGAAACAAAAAUUAUAUUUAGUAAUGAAAAUAUAUUGAAUAAUGUUAAUGAAAAAAUAAAAAAUAAACAUAAUUUAGAAAAUGAUAAUUGUAGUGUCAAAUUAUUACAAUUUUCUAAAAGUUUAGGUAUUUACAAAUUUUAUGAAAAUAUUGUAAAUGAUGAUAAAAUUGGCAAUCGUAUGUUUUUUAUAUCAAAAAUAUGGACAGGUUUUCCACUUAUUUCUAGUGGAUUAAUACCUUUGAAAAUUAAUUUAGAACCUAAAUUAUUUAUAAAUUUAUCAUUACCAGAAAAUGUUUUAAAUAAAACAGAUAUUAUAAAUGCAUUAAAUAUUUCAACAGAUUUUAACCAUCAUGAUAUAUUAAUUAAUAAAAUUAUGAAAACAUUAAAUUUGGUUAAAAAGACAGUUGAAGAAGUUGAAAGUAGAAGUGAAAUGAAGAAGAAUAUACAAAUGGUACGUUAUAAUAACAAUCACAUAGAUAAAAAAAUAGUAUCGAAAAUUAAUAAUUAUGUCAUAGAAGAUGUUGAGAUGAUGAUAAAAAAGGCCAAGAGUAUGGCUAAAAAGAGUGUAGAAAAAGAAAGGAUUGCUAGAAGGAAUAUUAAGAAAGAAGCAGAUUUAAAAAAGUCAUUUAAAAGUGAAAUUUUAGAGAUAAGAGUUUCAAAAGAUGAUAUCUUUCCAGAAAAUAGUGAUGAAAUAACAAAGAAUAAAGAUAAAGAAGAAGUAAUUUUAAAAGAAAAUCCAAAUUUUGUCAAAAAUGAUAUAUCAAAUUCUCAAAAAAAUAAAAUUAAUAAUGAUGAAAUUAUAAAAGAAAAAACAUUGAAUGAUAAUAUAAAUUCAAUAUACUUAAAUAAAGAAAUAUGCACAUUAUCAUCAAGUAAUAGUUCAAAUGUAUCAAUUAAUGAAAAUAAAUUAUCUACUUGUAGAAUAAAAAGACGUGUAAAAAAAAUACAAAAAAACAAUUCAAACAAAAAAAGCAAUAUUUUACAUAUAUCAUCAAACAAAAUUCAUCAACAAAAGAGCCAAGAAAAAUCUUCUUCUAUUAUAUCAUCAUUAUCAUCAUCAUUUUCUUCAUCAUCAUCAUCAUCAUUAAUAGAAAGAAAAAAUGAGGAUGAAUUAAUAUAUCCAGAUAAUCAAUCUUUAAAUAUAGGACCAAAAGAUGUAAUUAAUGAAAAAUUUAAUAAACCGAUUACUGUAACACGUCUUGACUUAAGAAGUUUAAUUUCACCUGUACCAGAUAAAAUUAUUACAGAAAAAGAGAUUUUGAAUAAAAAUACAAAAGAUUCAUAUUGUCAAACUAUGAAUAUUUCAUCAUUAGUUUCAUUAGAAAAUGAUAAAACACAUGAUUGUCUUAAUACAUAUAAAGAAAUUACUUCAAUGUCUACUAGAAGUGUAAAUGAUAAAAAAAAUUUGCCUUCAUCAAUUAUUACAACAAAUAUUCCAGACUGGUUAUGUAUGCUACCUCUAGAUUCAUCUAGGAAUAUUUAUAGUUCAAGAGUAUUAACAAUUAAAGAUCGUAACUUAUUGAAAGAGAUUAAAAGUAAAAGUUUAAAACAUGGUUUAAAAAAAAGAAAAGAUUUUGAUUCUGGUUUCAAUGAUGAUAUUCAUGACAAUUUUUUAAAUUAA
Molecule: messenger RNA, 2814 nt
Organism: Strongyloides ratti
Lineage: Eukaryota; Metazoa; Nematoda; Chromadorea; Rhabditida; Strongyloididae
Exons: 2
Coding region: 1-2814 (937 amino acids)
Source: RefSeq, a predicted model, not a curated record